This is a messenger RNA of Perca flavescens (yellow perch), 953 nucleotides long. RefSeq names its product 3-oxoacyl-[acyl-carrier-protein] reductase FabG. The record is from RefSeq and is a predicted model, not a curated record. The transcript has 8 exons. NCBI's taxonomy places the organism in Eukaryota, Metazoa, Chordata, Actinopteri, Perciformes, Percidae. Gene Ontology annotation, molecular function: oxidoreductase activity. The coding region runs from base 102 to 899 and encodes 265 amino acids.
ACGUACUACGUCAUCAGUGGUGGACGAAGCAUGUCGGAACAAUAGCCCUGCUUCUAGCAGUUUCAUGUUCAUGCAAACUACAUGAAAAGCCCACAGAAAGCAUGGCUUCAGACGAUGCAUUCAAAGUGUCUUCCCUGAGGGGGAAAGUGACCCUGAUAACGGGUGCCAGCUCGGGCAUCGGGGCAGGCACGAGCGUCCUGUUCGCCAAACUCGGAGCUCUGCUGGCUCUUAACGGCCGCGACGUGGAAAACCUAAACAAAAUAGCCAAACAGUGCACUGACUGUGGAGCUGCCGAGCCUUUGCUUGUUCCCGGAGACCUUACUGAUGAGGAGACCGUGAAGAAGACAGUGGAGCAAACUAUCGCUCACUUCGGCCGGCUGGACGUCCUCGUCAACAGCGCUGGUAUCCUGGCCAUGGGCAGCAUAGAGACAACGGACCUGGCUCAGUAUGACAGGAUCAUGAACAUCAAUGUCAGAACUGUGUACCACCUGACUCACCUAUGUGUUCCCCACUUGAUCAAGACCAAAGGCUCCGUCGUCAAUGUCUCCAGCGUCAAUGGACAGAGAUCAUUCCCCGGUGUGCUGGCCUAUUGCAUGUCCAAGUCUGCCAUUGAUCAGUUCACACGUUGUACAGCGCUUGAGCUGGCAUCAAAGCAAGUUAGAGUGAACUCUGUCUGCCCCGGUGUGAUCAUCACAGAUGUCCACAAGAGAGCAGGACUAGAUGAGGACCAGUAUGCCCAGUUUCUCGCAAAGUGUAAGCAGACCCAUGCCCUCGGUCGACCAGGGGAGGUGGAGGAAGUGGCCCACAGCAUCGCCUUCCUGGCGUCUGAUGCUGCCAGCUUCAUUACUGGAGUCAACCUACCCAUCGAUGGGGGCCGCCAUGCCAUGUGCCCAAGAUAAGAUCAUGUAUGUAAAGAUACAGCAGUCUGCUAAUAUAGUACUUUCAACCUCUAA